This is a messenger RNA of Hypoxylon fragiforme, 2036 nucleotides long. Its product is annotated as vacuolar protein sorting-associated protein VPS4. The transcript is spliced from 3 exons. Gene Ontology annotation, molecular function: ATP hydrolysis activity; ATP binding. Lineage: Eukaryota; Fungi; Ascomycota; Sordariomycetes; Xylariales; Hypoxylaceae. The coding region runs from base 252 to 1562 and encodes 436 amino acids. The record is from RefSeq and is a predicted model, not a curated record. Gene Ontology annotation, biological process: vacuole organization; endosomal transport.
GUUCCAGCGCCGCCUAGCAUCAGCAGCCAGCACCAGCACCAAACAAACCUCAACAAUAAAAAAACAACAAAAACUACAACUAUUACCAUCUCAACCAUUUCGACCACUACCACCACCAUCACCUGCCAUUAAAGUUACAAGUCACACACUCGCUCACAUUUACCACCAUCGUCUCCCAUACUAUCCCGUAUCAGUCCCAUAUAUUGCCAAUUUACCUCCAGUUUAAUACUCGGGCUCGGUAGCGAUCAACGAUGUCCAACACCGAUUUUCUCAGUCGAGCAAUCGACAUGGUGCACCGCGCCGUCGAGGCCGACAAGGAUACCCAAUACGAGAAGGCCUACCAGCUGUACUACCAAUCGCUCGAGCUGUUCAUGCUAGCCCUAAAAUGGGAAAAGAACCCAAAGUCCAAGGAGAUGAUCCGCCAAAAGACGGCCGAGUAUAUGGACCGCGCCGAGAAGCUCAAAGCCCACCUUUCCGAUUCCGACGCCAAGCGUAAGAAGCCUGGCCUGGUUGGUGCCAAUGGCUCAACCACCGGCGGCACAGGCAAGGGGAAACAAAAUGGCGAGGAUGGAGGUAUCGAUGAGGAUAGCAAAAAACUAAGGAAUGCCCUUGCUGGUGCGAUUCUCCAGGAUCGACCAAACGUAAAAUGGGAUGAUGUUGUAGGUCUGGAUGGCGCAAAAGAGGCUUUGAAAGAAGCGGUAUUGUUGCCCAUCAAGUUUCCCAACCUAUUCUACGGGAAGCGCAAGCCGUGGAAGGGUAUUCUACUAUAUGGCCCUCCUGGUACGGGUAAGAGUUACCUAGCAAAGGCCGUAGCUACAGAGGCCAAGAGUACGUUCUUCAGUGUAAGCAGUAGUGACUUGGUGAGCAAAUGGAUGGGUGAAAGUGAAAGGUUAGUCAAGCAGCUAUUCGCAAUGGCACGAGAAAACAAACCCUCCAUCAUCUUCAUCGACGAAGUUGAUGCCCUCUGCGGUCCCCGAGGCGAAGGCGAAUCGGAAGCUUCUCGACGAAUAAAAACCGAAAUGCUAGUACAGAUGGACGGUGUCGGGAAAGAUUCGACGGGUGUACUAGUGCUAGGCGCAACCAAUAUCCCGUGGCAGUUAGAUGCCGCUAUUCGAAGACGAUUCCAGCGAAGAGUACACAUCAGUCUACCCGAUUUGGCUGCGAGAACAACUAUGUUCAAGCUUGCUGUCGGGGACACCGCCACCACAUUAAAGAAUGAAGACUACCGCACAUGCGCAGAACUUGCUGCGGGUUACUCUGGCAGUGAUAUCACUAUUGCUGUUCAAGAUGCUCUCAUGCAACCAAUACGAAAGAUUCAGCAGGCGACACACUUCAAAGAGGUACCCAAAGAUGGCAAAGUAUUCGUAACACCGUGCUCACCAGGAGAUGCCGGUGCCAAGGAAAUGACAUGGGACGACGUCGACUCCGAGCUACUCCUCGAGCCACUGGUGGACCUCAAGGACUUCGUCAAGGCCAUCAAGUCAGCAAGGCCGACAGUCUCAGAAGAGGACCUCAAUCGUAAUGCGGAAUGGACCAAGGAGUUUGGAAGCGAAGGAAACUAAAAAUUUCCUUUCCUCCCUCCCUCCCUCCCCAAGCUACCUAAACCUAAAGAGAAAUGAUGGAAGGAAAUACCACAUGGAGAGCGCAACGGCAUCAGUAGGCGUUUUUUUGGGUGACUUUUUGUACUUGACUUGACAGACAUCAGUGGUUGUUUGAACUUUGCUUACUGGGGGGCAGGGGCGUUCCCCCACCCCUUUUUAUAAUCAUGGCUAGGUACAUACGAACUAGGUAGAUACUAGAUACCGAUGGAAGGUAGCUAUUGCCAUGCCAGAUUCAAUAUCCAAUGCUCGUUUAGUCGACGGAACAUAAUAGUGCGUGCCGGUGCUAGAUAUGGAGUGCAGGGACGAGAGACAUAUGAUCGUGGCAACGGGAAGAUUGCCGCUUCGCUUCCCCGUGGAUUUGCUAUUCGCAGGGUUGCUCUACGAUGACAUUGCUUUCUGUUCGAAGAUGAGGGGGUCAUGAACAUCACUCGACUC